Messenger RNA from Eublepharis macularius, 1104 nucleotides. It is a transcript of the gene LGALS3, whose product is annotated as galectin 3. Lineage: Eukaryota; Metazoa; Chordata; Lepidosauria; Squamata; Eublepharidae. The record is from RefSeq and is a predicted model, not a curated record. Gene Ontology annotation, molecular function: laminin binding; carbohydrate binding; IgE binding. Bases 92 to 979 code for a protein of 295 amino acids. Gene Ontology annotation, biological process: neutrophil chemotaxis; negative regulation of extrinsic apoptotic signaling pathway; positive regulation of calcium ion import. Gene Ontology annotation, cellular component: immunological synapse; nucleus. The transcript has 6 exons.
AAGAGUCUCUCCGACGGCCCCGCCCGAGCCCCAGUCUCUGCUGCUGCUGCUGCGUCCGCGUCCCUGGCUCCGGCGAGACCUGCCCAGGAAAAUGUCUGACGGUUUUUCGCUUUCCGAUGCCAUUUCUGGGUCCAACAACCCAAACCCAAACCCAAACGCACAGCCUACUCCUUGGGGAAACCAGCCUGCAUACCCUGGAGCACCUGGGGCAUACCCCGGUGCACCUGGCGCAUAUCCUGGCGCACCUGGUGCAUAUCCCGGCGCACCUGGUGCAUAUCCUGGAGCACCGGCCCCUGGUGCAUACCCCGGCGCACCUGGCGCAUAUCCUGGAGCACCAGCACCUGGCACAUACCCUGGUGCACCUGGCGCAUACCCUGGAGCACCUGGAUGGCCAGCAGCACCUAACACAUACUUUGGAGGGCCACCGGCACCACGCUCAUCUACGGACACAUCAGGGACCUUUCCUUCAGACACGUCAGGAAUGUAUCCUGCUCCUGGACAGCCCUCAGGAGGCAGUGGAGGAGCACAACCAAACGCACCGCCGAGUGCACCUUCUGUUCCAAUGAAAGUUCCCUUCGACCUCCCCCUGCACUCCGGAUGUGUGCCUCGCUUGUUAAUAACUAUUGUGGGGGCCGUGAAUCCCAACGCAAAGGGCUUCAAGUUUGACUUCAAGAAAGGGAACGAUGUCGCCUUUCACUUUAACCCCCGCUUCAACGAGAACAACAAGAGAGUCAUUGUGUGCAACACGAAGCUUCAGGACACCUGGGGGAGGGAAGACCGGACAGCUCCCCGCUUCCCUUUUGAGGCUGGGAAACCUUUCAAGAUCCAGGUCUUGUGUGAAGUAGAUCAUUUCAAGAUAGCUGUCAACGACGCCCACCUGAUGCAGUACAACCACCGUAUCAAAGAGCUGAAUCAGAUCACCAAGCUGUGCGUUGAUGGGGACAUCAGCCUCACCAGCGUCACCCCUGCCAUGAUUUAACUUCUGGCUCCCGCCAACUCUAUGCUCCAUGUACACGUUCAAGCAGCAUUCUUAUGCAAUAUACCAGCGAUAUUAAGUUUGUAGGCAAAAAUCGUAAAUAAAAUGUACAACAAGCUAACCAAAAA